AUGGGAGCAACACCAAAUGCUCCAUAUAUUGGUGCAAUAGAAUCACAAGAAAUGUAUCAUUGUUUUAGUCGAUCAUUGAAUAUCAAAGACUACCCUAAAUUUAGAUUUUGGCAGGGUGUCUCAUACAACAGUAAUAAUAAUAGCUUUACAAGAAAUAAUGGUCCACUCAAAGGAUCACUAUCUUCUUUGUAUUAUUCUGGUAAUAUUUCAAAUAUGGAUCAACCAAAUAAUAUUCUAUAUAAUAUUAAUGAUAGAAUGGUAGUGCCAUCAGAGAUCGAAAAUAUUAGUUAUUAUACCCCAUUAAUUGCAUUUAAUAUAACAGAUGCACCGAUGAUUGACAAUAUUACUAGUAUUAUACCUGGACAAGCAUCACAGGUUACAAUCAACGGUAAUCAUUUUGGAAAAGAUAGUUCAUAUGUUUUGAUAAGCAUUCAAGGAAGUCAAUGUAAAUCACCAAUGUUUAUUGAAAACAACUAUCAACAAAUUACUUGUUCAUUGGGUAGUGUUGAACCUUAUUCAACCGAUCUAAAUUAUACUGUUAAAAUUGGAGUUGGUGGAAUGCUUACAACCAAAGUUGUAUCUCUUGCGAAAGAUUGUCUUAACAAUUGCUCGUCACAUGGCAUUUGCAAUACCACGUUUGGGACAUGCAAAUGUAACAGUGGUCAUGAACCCCUAUUGGAUUGUUCAUCAUUGGUCAAUCGUAGUCAGUUACUAAACACAACCGUUUGGGAUAACGGCAUGUCACUUUUUUCAACUGAUCAAACGAUCAGUGGUGUGAUUGUUAAUUUCACAACUGGUAUACAAUUCAUUCGUGAAAUCAAUCAUGAGAAAUCGGUCAUUAAAACAAUAUCAAUUGACAAUCUCAUUUGGACGCAAGAGGAAGAGAAGACAUCUGCCGGUGAAUCAGUAUUUAAUGCAAGAAUGUUCAAUCAACGCACACAAUUACAAGUCACAGUUGGUCAAUACCAAGACACCAACACCACUUCAUUUCUUGGUGAGGAUAUUCAAGUAUCACCAAAUUCAGUCAAAUAUCGAAUCAAAAUCAUUAAUUGGGUAUGGUCAUCACCGAUCAAUACAUUACAGGUGAUAUUCCAUACACAAUCAGAUUCGGUAAAAUUUGACAAGUGUGGUAAGCUAAAAGUCAGAAGUGAUAUAUCUCGUGGUGAUCAAAUUAUAUGGACCAGAGUUCAAGUUGGACGGACACUUUUAAACUGUAAAAUAGCAAGUAGAAUGGUUAUAGACAACUCGACAAUCAUUCCAUCCAAAGUAACACUUUCUCACCAACGAUGA
This is a messenger RNA of Cavenderia fasciculata, 1290 nucleotides long. RefSeq lists its product as uncharacterized. Lineage: Eukaryota; Evosea; Eumycetozoa; Acytosteliales; Cavenderiaceae. Gene Ontology annotation, biological process: sexual reproduction. The record is from RefSeq and is a predicted model, not a curated record. The coding region runs from base 1 to 1290 and encodes 429 amino acids. The transcript has a single exon.